This is a messenger RNA of Pollicipes pollicipes, 2484 nucleotides long. RefSeq names its product dynein intermediate chain 1, axonemal. Gene Ontology annotation, biological process: cilium movement; outer dynein arm assembly. The transcript has a single exon. The record is from RefSeq and is a predicted model, not a curated record. NCBI's taxonomy places the organism in Eukaryota, Metazoa, Arthropoda, Thecostraca, Pollicipedomorpha, Pollicipedidae. Gene Ontology annotation, cellular component: outer dynein arm. Gene Ontology annotation, molecular function: dynein heavy chain binding; dynein light chain binding. The coding region runs from base 329 to 2458 and encodes 709 amino acids.
CACCGAUGCCUACGAAAUUGUAAAGAAUAACUGCCACUUUAAGUUUCCACACAUGUUGAAACCCGCGUUACAGCUGGGCGAAAGCGCGAUGUCAGGCGUGCAAGCGGGGCCGUUACCAUGGCAACCGCUAAGGCUAUCAUCAGUUGGUUCUAUGCAAUGCAACUGUGGAAUCUCUAGUGGAGUGGACAUCUGAGGGGGUGCCUCUGCGCGGUAAGGACAGGGUGGGUCUAUCAAAUGGAAAUGUAGGAUUUGCCAUUUAAAUUGAAACUACUGAACGCGAGGCAUUGGAGAAUUAAGUUGGUUUGUAAUUUGAUAAUCCGUCGAAAUCAUGGCUACGAAGCAGUCGCGGGUGGGAAUGGAAGCGCAUGCUGAGAAAAGUCGUCGAAUGUCCUUAGGCCUCGCUGGUCAGGGGUCAACAAACGACUUCUAUGGGAAAUCAAGGACCAUGAUAAAGCCCCCGAAUCAGGUUCAACUUUCUGCGGAGGAACUUAAAGAAGAAAUCACCCGCGUUUUGACGGCGGUUAACCCACAAGCGCCGAAAAACCAAGUGCAAUUCAGCAACCAUGUUUUGACAUUUGUUCCCAAGCCUUGUGAUGAAGGGACACUGAUUUUGUUUACACAAAACGGCUACUUACUCGACAUUGACAGUCCCGAAGCUAGAGUCCAGCUUGAAUCGGGCGUCGAUGAGGUUCCUCAGGAAGAAGAGGAGGAUGACACAGCGGAGGCGAAUGAAACCAAGGACGACCAGGAGCAGCCAGAUGAAGAGGCUGAACAAGGAGAAGAGGAUGAAAGUAAACCAGAGCCCGAGGAGGCCGAGUUCAGUAAAGCGGAGGAAGCAGAUGACCCUGGGGCUCCUGCUACCGGCGAAGAGGAAGAGGGUGCUGAGAACCAAGUCGCAGAAGCAUCAUCAGGGCCAAAAAAGAAGCUGACGAAUGCCUUCAAUUUUUGCGAACGUGCGUCGCAAACAAUGAACCAAACACACAAGGAGGCCAACGUCGAAACUCAGCCCCCUCCCAGAGCUACUAUUUCAUCGAACGUAAAUGCAUGGAACAUUUACGAUACAUACCAAACGAACUUUGAACAGCAGCAGCAGGAAAAACAGCAGGCACAAGGCAAGACACAGCCAAAACACGCAGAAAAUAAACCAGUGCAUGUGAGUUUAGAGCGUAAAGACGAACAGGAAAUUAUCAAGGUAGCCAGACAGACCCGAACUGCCGAGCGAAUCAUCAACCAAAACACCUACGACGAGAUUGCGCAAGAUUUCAAGUACUACGAGGACGCGUCAGACGAGUUCAAGGACAAAGAGGGCACUGUGCUUCCCCUAUGGCGGUUUAGUUUUGACCCCGCUAAAAAGCUGGCCGUCACGGAUAUCUGCUGGAGUCAUACGUACACAGACCUAUUCGCCGCUACGUUUGGAUCGUAUAACUUCCUGGGCCAAUCAUACGGACAAGUGUGUUUGUACACUCUCAAGAAUCCAACCUAUCCGGAGUAUCAUCUGUCAACAAGCUCCGGGGUGAUGUGUGUCGAUAUCCACCAAACGUAUCCGCACCUCGUCUGCAUAGGCAUGUACAAUGGUACAGUGAGCGUGCUGAGUCUACAGACUGAAGGCAGGGAGCCAAUAUGCCUGAGCAAAACCGUCAAGGGGCGCCAUUCGGAUAGCGUGAACAAGGUUCACUGGGGACAGGACAACAUGGACGGCAACCACAACUUCUAUUCGGUCUCGGCCGACGGCCGGGUCAUGAACUGGCAGCUGGUGCAGUCGGAGCUGCGUUGCACUGAGGUUACCACUUUGGGCAUGCCCGAGGUGAAGAACGAAGGCCCUGACGGCACCGUGAUACCAGUGCGAGGCUGCGGCACCACGUUUGCCUUCCACCGCAAGGACCCGGCUGCCUUCCUGGUCGGCACAGAGGAAGGCAACGUCUACAAUUGCUCCACCACCUACUCGUCGGGCUAUCUGUCCUCGUUCCCGGCGCACAUGCAGAGCAUCUACAACAUCAACUGGAACUUCUUCCACACGAGCAUCUUCGCGUCGUGCAGCGCCGACUGGACGGUGAAGAUCUGGGAGCAGGACGUGCUGACGCCGCUGUUCGUGUUCGACCUGGCCGCGCCGGUGGGUGACGUCGCGUGGGCGCCAUACUCGUCCACCGUGUUCGCCGCCUCCACCAUCGAUGGACGCGUGCAUGUGUUCGACCUGGACAUCGACAAGUACCGGCCCAUCUGCUGCCAGGCGGUCAUCGACGUCAAGAAGACGCGCAUGACCAAGGUGUCGUUCAGUCUGGUGCACCCCAUCAUCCUUGUCGGUGACGAACGCGGUAACGUGACGUCACUUAAGCUCUCCCCUAACCUCAGAAAGAAGCCAAAAGAGGCCAAGAACGCGGACGCGAAGCGGUGUUUCGAAAUCGAGCUGGAGAAGAUAGAGAAACUUCUGAGCAUUGUGCGGGAGCCUGCUGGCCAGUAGCAUAAAUACAUUUAAAUAGCGGUAUG